AUGGGUUCAGCCACAGAGAUUCCAACAUACACUGGAAAGACCGUCUUGGUCACUGGAGCAGCUGGUACACUCGGACAAGCGACUGCAAUCUCGUUUGCCGCCGCGGGAAUUGCCCGUCUCGCCAUCGUUGACCACGUCGACGUUUCGGAUACCCGCGAAAAGGUUCUUCAGGCAGCUAUCGACGUCGGCAAACCGACGCCCGAUGUGCUUGCCUUGACCAUCGACGUCUAUGAUGCCGCGAGCGUCGAGGCAGGCGUGCGGGAGGUGAGCUCAAUGUGGGAUCAUGUCGACACUUUUGUCAACAUCGCAGCUUCUUCGUCUAAAACCGUCAUCCCUCAGGGCGAUGUAAUUGGAUUAAGAGACGUGAAUACCUGGUGGAAGGUCUGGGAGACUAACGCUAAGGGCAUAAGUCUCAUGGCUCGAGCCCUACUGCCUCUCUUAUCACGCGGCUCCGAAAGGACGAUCGUGAAUGCGGUUCCUGUGUUCUCCGCCAAUCCUGCGGCACCUGCAAACGAUAGCCAAUUGUCAGUGCUGUCUUCUACGCGGCUUUCUGAGAGUCUUAUGCUCGACUACGCCCACGAGGGCCUGUUGGUCUACUCUGUGAACCCAGAAAUCGAUUUGGAAGGAAGAGUGCUAGAAGUCGCGGGGCAAGAUGCGGCGAUGUCAUUGUCCAUCUGA
Colletotrichum fioriniae is the source of this 678-nucleotide messenger RNA. The record is from RefSeq and is a predicted model, not a curated record. NCBI's taxonomy places the organism in Eukaryota, Fungi, Ascomycota, Sordariomycetes, Glomerellales, Glomerellaceae.